Molecule: messenger RNA, 1085 nt
Organism: Nicrophorus vespilloides
Lineage: Eukaryota; Metazoa; Arthropoda; Insecta; Coleoptera; Silphidae
Product: lysophospholipase-like protein 1
Exons: 3
Coding region: 155-853 (232 amino acids)
Biological process (GO): protein depalmitoylation
Cellular component (GO): cytoplasm
Molecular function (GO): carboxylic ester hydrolase activity; palmitoyl-(protein) hydrolase activity
Source: RefSeq, a predicted model, not a curated record
AAAUUAGAGUCAGUUUAGUUGCCUAACCCGCUUCACGCUUUUUAGUCCUUAGUUUGCUUUAGUCCUUUAGUCAAUAAGUUCUGAAAACACGUCAUACCUUUUAGAUUUAUUUCAGUUUACAAUAAUAGUCGACCAUCCAUAUCAAAUAAUAGCAAUGGCAGGGAAAAUAUCUGCAAUGAAAAUAAUCAAACAGACCAAUAAAGUUAACACUGCCUCAGUUAUUUUCUUCCAUGGUUCAGGUGAUACUGGUCCUGGAGUUCUCGAAUGGAUGAAGUUUUUAAUAGGUGAUUUUUCUCAACCUCAUAUCAAGUUCUUGUUUCCAUCAGCACCAAUGAGACCAUAUACACCUUUAAAUGGAGCUCAAAGUAAUGUAUGGUUUGAUAGAUUGAACAUAACACCGGAUGCACCUGAACAUACUCAAACUUUGGAUUCCAUUGGAGAAGAGGUAAAGAAAUUGAUACAAGCAGAAGUGAACUCUGGGGUACCUCUUGAUAAGAUAAUAGUUGGUGGGUUUUCAAUGGGUGGUGCACUUGCUUUGCACACAGCAUAUCGAACAAUCCCUGGAUUAGCAGGAGUUUUUGCCUUGUCAUCCUUUUUGAACAAAGACUCUUUGGUUUAUGAUGUAUUGAGGAAGAAUGGUCCAUCAAAAACUCCACUCUAUAUGUUCCAUGGUGAUAGGGACACAUUGGUACCAAAUACAUGGGGGUUGGAAUCUUUUAACAACUUAACAGAGUUGGGUGUUAAGGGAGAAUAUGUCCAAUUGAAGAAUACUCUUCAUGAAUUGAAAAAGCACGAACUGGAAUUAUUGAUUUCCUGGAUCAGAAAACUGUUGCCUUACGAAAAGGCUGUUUGAUGACGGGUCUUUUUGAUGGUAGUUUAAUGGAAUUUCAUAAAAUAAUGAUAAUAAAUACGAAUUCACUGCCGGUUUAGAAUGAACGGGAAACUAAUUGUGAUUAGGUCAAUAUUGUUAAUAGGAGGCUUUAUGAACUGUUAGAAAUAUUUUAAUAUUAUAUAUAUUUUAUGAAUGUUUAAAUUAUAAGGAAUUGUUAGGUGGUGUUUGUCUAGGUCGAAUAACGAAUGUCGUU